Molecule: messenger RNA, 10996 nt
Organism: Paramuricea clavata
Lineage: Eukaryota; Metazoa; Cnidaria; Anthozoa; Malacalcyonacea; Plexauridae
Source: the annotation of a GenBank genome assembly
UGUGAAUUUAACAUCUGCUGAAAAGCAAACUAAUUAAAUAUUCAUCAAACCGGAAUAUUGACAAAAACACCAGAUCUAAAACCACCUGCAAGCUUUAACAAAGUUGUCGUAAAUAUGGCGAAUAGAACUGAACGUGAAAUUGGCGGCUACGAAGCUGAAUUUGUUUCGACUUUACCCAACGAAUACGAAUGUCCUAUCUGUCAGUUAGCCUACCGAGAUCCAGUGCAGUUGGAGGAAUGCGGACAUCGCUUGUGUUAUUCCUGUCUGCAAGAACUGCGACGAAGGUAAGAUAAGGAUUGAUAAUUAUACGUGUUUACGUAUGGCACGAAUGUUAUUGCCGCACUAGGACGUAUUAUCUAAAACCUAAAGUAUACGAAAUUAAUACAGAGCAUCGAAUUGAUGAGCGAAGUAUAUGCCAAAUAUUUAAAAUUUAGUUCAAGUUUCUCUUAACGACAUUACGUUACUCGAUCAUUGCCAUUGGAGAUGAUAUGUAAUGUUUCAUCUAUAAAAAUAUUCAUGUAUUAAAUAGAUAGCCGAAACCAUGGUCAUGGAAAUGUUUCUUUUUUACUUUUAUCUUUCGAAUUAACUUAUAUAUGGGAGUAUAGCGCUAUUGAUCUCGCUACAAGAAACAUAUACUCAUCUAUAUGAUCAUUGUACUGAGUAAUUACGAGUGCUUGAAAAAAGUCAAGGCAACAGCAAUGCCAUGCAUGAAUAGCCGGAUAUACAAUUGAGUUCGAUAUAAUUAAAAUAGAUUUUCAAGAUAUAUAAAUACAUUUCAUGACAGAAGUGAAAUUUAGUUACGAAAACUAGCUGUCUUUGUAAUGAAACGUACUGUCUAAAGCCGGUUUUCCGCUUCAACCGUAUCGUAGCGAAGCGUAGCGUAUUUCUUUGUUUCCUGAGCACUAGUGUGAAAGUAAUGACUUCGACACAAAUGAAAAUGCUACGACACGUUACGAUACGAUACGGUUGAGGUGGAAAACUGGCUUUAAGCCAGUUUCCCACUUCAAUCGUAUAUCGUACCGAAACGUAGCGUAUUUCUUUGUUUCCUGAGCGGUAGUGUGGAACUAAUGACUUCGACACAAAAGAAAAUCUAUAUGUCCCUUUUCCUGAUUUCGUGAACUUUCUUAGGUAAUAGAUUGUGUAGUUUAUGGUCAGAGUUUGACAUUAUUAAUUCAAUGCACAUUCGGUUCUGCCGUUUCUCCAAAUUUUCUAUAUUUUUGCUAUCACUGAACGCUUUAUUAUAAUCAUAUUCUUUAUAGAUUAUUUUAAGUGCUCGUUUUUGUAUUUGUGAUUACUUUGCCCCUUCGUAAUUCCUCCAUUCCAUACCUGGACCCCGUGUUCAAUUAGCGUUGGUCUAAUUACUGUUAUAUAAAACUCUUCAGUUCAUAUCGUUCGAACUUGCACCAUAGGAUUUUAAUACUUGAAGGAGGAAUAGACGUUUCGCAGCUUCCUUAUUAUUUUCUCUGCGUUUGUAUUCCACUUCAUAUUACCGUCCAUCCAGAUUCCCAAAAACUUAUACGAAGUAACCCUUUCAAUUGUUCUCAAUUCUCGUUAAUGGUAUAGCCGCGUUUUGUUUCUUCUUAAAUCGAUCAACAUUUCUUUACAUUUCUUGAGGUUAAGUUCCAUUUUUUGUUGUUUCGUAAAGUUCAUGACUUCCGUCAUAUUUAAUUUCUUCCCUCAUAUUUCAGCAUUCUCAAUGGCGUUGCCUGGUAUAUAUGACUUUUGAUAUCGAUAAUUUCAGAGAUUGUUGUGUCAUCCAUGAAUAUUGUUACAUCAUCAUCAGAAUCUUCGCUAACUUCAGACACGUCACCAUGAUCUUUUCCGGUUGUUUCAAUACUAAGGGUAGACCAUUUAUAUGAACAAUAAAUGCAACCGGCCCUAUUCUGCUAUGCUGAACAAUGCUAUAAGCACUUAUAAGGUUGUCAUAGUGACCUGCUAGCUGAAAAACAAAAAAAAACGGAAAACCACCAGAACUUUCUUAAACUUUUAGAAGAUCAUGUAUACUUUUUUUAGCUUUUGAAGCCAUUUUAAUAUCCAAAAUUGUAACUUAUAUUAAAUAGGCUAGUAUGCAGUUAUAGUUAUAUUUUUAUGAACAUUACAGGACACGCGUUGAUAACAGCAACUCUUUUGCUGAAGUGUUUUUAUCCUGUAUAAUAAUUAACAAUUAUUCGCCGACGGCGAGGUGAUUAUCGGGGAAUAUUCGCCGAGACGAAGUCGAGGUGAAUAAUUGUUUUAGUAUUUUUGCACAAGUUUUUUUGUGUUUUUAUUUUUCUGGUCUGAAUUCAUUUCUUUAUCACUAACUUCAACAAAACGGCUAGCCGCUAUUUUGAAAAUUUGUUAUAUUCACCUGUAUAGGUGAAUAUAACAGAUUAAUACGUCAAAUUUGACCAAUCACCUUUUAGGAUUUGUUAUGUUCACUUCAUCACUUGUGCAAAAAUACUAAUUCGUUUUAAUAAUAAUAAUAAUUGUAUGCAUUCUAUGCAAGCGCGGACAGUAAGGUAGAUACCAAAUUUUAAUAUUUUUAGCUGUUUAGGUAUCAGAGGUAUACAACAUACGCAAGUUCUGCAAAAGGUCUACAAACAAGUUGUUACAAAUCUGUUCACAUGCAAGUUGUCAACAAGUUGUGUUCGCACUGCUUGCAUGUUCCCAGUUGUUGCAACAAGUUUGGAAAAACCUGUUUACAACUUAUAACAAGCUUGAUUUCAUUAUCAGACAGGUUACAAGGUGAUUCUAUCUACAAGUGACACAGUGAUGAUAUAACAAGAAUGUCACAAGGUUGACGACGCAAGGUUGUAACAAUAUCGUUAUAUCAUGACUGUAUCGAACUUGUUGGUGUUACUUGUUUUGUCAAUUCCCAGGGGUAUACAUGAUGUAGGUAUAAAAUAUCUUAUUCCCAUUAUAUUCUUGGUGCUUGGAUUGUAGCUACCUUUGACUUAUGACAAUUGAAAUAGCUGAAUAUUUGAAUACGUCCAUGACUAGUACGUACCUUGCCAUCCACCUUCCCGGCCCUUGAGCCUGGUUGAGUCGCUAUCUUUCUCAUCAGCCGAAAUACAACAUAUUUUAGAACUGAAAAUACGCGAAGUUAUUAUAACUAGAGAAUACUUAUGAUUUAUAUGUGAUUUACAGGUAUAAAUUAUUAUAAACUGGCCGUUGAGAAAGAUCGUGACUGUAUUUUUAUGACCACUACGACCAUAUCAUGGAAACCAGGCUUGGUACGUUAAUUAAUUUACUGAAAAUGCAUGUUCUGUUUUAGGCAAGGCGAGUGCUGUGUUUGCCCCUUAGAUCGGCGGCCUGUUUCUGCAACAAAGGUGAGAUCUCAAUGUAGCUAAUGUGUUAUUUUAUAAUUCUAACAACUCAUUUUGCUUGUAGUUAUAGUUAUAGUUUAAGGAAAAUAGGAAAUAUAGCUGUCAUUCUCAUGACGAAAUACAGAAAUUAUAACAAUAAAAAUUCUAACAGUGUCAGUAUACACAAAUUAACAUAACAACAGCCGGCCAGUCAGAAUCCGGUAAGGCUGUCAGCGUAUUUGCGUUUUUCUUUUAUUUUUAAUGUCAAAAUCUCAGACAACCAGCGCUGUAUUGCUUAUAAAUAUAAUAAUCUUCAUCCUUGCAAAGGCGCGGGCAGCAUCCCCAUUGCAUGCUCUAUAUGUCCGGUAUAUAAGCGGAGAAUUUGAGACAGCGGAGCAUUACGGAUUCAUAACGGUCAAUUGUUAAUCUGAAUGAAUAUUUAUGAUUUAUUUAAUAGAUGUUCUUUGACAAAGCAGCAAAGCGGGCUAUCUUAAGUCAAACGGUAAAAUGCUGUAACUGGAAAAGAAAAUGCGAUUGGUCUGGUGAGCUGAGCAGCUUAGAGGUAUGAGAAUCAUGCACUAAUUCUUCAUCGCUUUACAUGCAAGAAUUGUACAUAAACUAUAUUAGACAAUAUCGUCAAUAAAAAUACAGGUCUUUUAAUUUUCAGAUGUAGUGUAAUGAAUUUCAUUGUUGUAAUUUUUCUAGUUUUCGGUUUGUUGAAUUGAUAACUCGUCUAAUUUUUAGACAAAAAAGUUUGCAUGCAUGCAUACUGCAACUUUGAAAGAAAUUUACGCUUUUGAGGAAAAUCGUAACAAAAUUAUGAUUUGAAAUAAGUUAUUAAAUUCACAACAGCUGAAAUAAUGGUGUUGGAUAUGCAAAAUAAGUGUAGAAAUAUGGCAUGUCAUUAAAAUCAGUGGAAUAGAAUUUUCAUUGAGUAAAAUUUAGCAUUUUUUCCAAAUCCUAAUAAUAUGCAAGCCAACGGCAAGAAAUAUAACCUAAGUAAAUAACUGUCGAUCAUAUUUUUGUAAUGGGAACAAACAAUUCUAGCUAGAUUUUAUAAAAAUCCUCUUUGGGGGCACAAAAUAAACAUCCCACGCUAUAAAUUUUGAUAGCAGGUUGGAAGUCAUUGCUGAUCAAGGUUUUAGCAGAGUGCACUCCGUAUUGCAAGUAUAAAAUGGCAUCCAACACAGCAGGGGAAUACGGUCGUAUACGGACAUAUUCUAAGUAUUGGAUGGGAUUUGGGGCGCAGAAUAAAUUAUGUCAUUAAAAUAUUACUUUGGCUUUUUCAUGUUACUUUAGUGUAAGUUGUAAAGCAAAUUUAAUAUUCUUACAGUGUAUUCUUGACAAUGCGAAAUAAGUUACUUUAGGUUAUACAUUUAAAUACGGUUAAUUCGAGCUAUAUAAAGCCGACUUGGCUGAGUUGAGAAUGCCUUAAGAGAGCUUUCACAAGGGUCCAAAAGUACACUCCCUUAAUGCUGAUUGGUUAGCUAGGGAUCAUCGCAAAACCAACUUCAAUGGACCAUCUGUGCAUCAAAAACGAACAUAGUUCGAGAUCCAAAGCAGUCAAGUCAAGUUGUAAUUGGUUGAGUUGUAGUUGGGAAGAGCAAGAGAGAGAACAGAUAAGAAGAACAAUUAAGGGUUUCGGUGACGUAUAGUCGCUAGAACGAGCGCCUUUCACGUCCGAGAUCGUGGGUUUGAUUCUUGCUCACGGACUAAUGCGAAGAGUCAGUCAACGAACGCUCUGCCGAACAUCGUGGGUUUUCUCCUUUGUAGUGCUCCGGUUUCCUCCCACAGGGAAAGUUGACAGGGUGCAUGGGUUAGGAAAAACACAGUUAGGAAAGUGAUAUCGAUCACAAUUGUUUUAAAGAUAAAAUAGUCUAAAAUUUGCGUUAUAGAAAUGUUAAUGUUAAACGAAGAAGCUUUGAACUUAAAGAGACUAGAGAUAAUUUUUGUAUUAUUAUAUUUCAUACUUUUUGUGUAUAGGUUUUCGCUCCUACUCUUAGCUUCGUGCAUUCAUUUUCCUGUAUGAACGUCCUCGUGUAGCAACAACCUUCCUUAUAAAGACUUGGAUUGUUUUUGUUACAGGAUCAUUUGAAAAACUGCAAUUUUGAAGAGAUACAAUGCACUAAUGCUGGAUGUGAUGAAAUGUUAACCCGACGAUCAUUGCAAUAUCAUCUCAGUGCAAAAUGCAAGUUGAGGAUUGUUUCAUGUUCAUUCUGUACUGAAACAUAUUGCUACAAAGAUAAUAAGGUAUAGAGUUUUAUAUUGUGUUACGAAUAACAAAGUUAAGAAAGUAAGAAACGACUAUCCAUGACUAUAAUAUACAGUCGGCCUUGGAACUACCAAAUAUAAUAAAUUUUGACCAUAUUCAGAUAAAUCAGAAAUAGGUUUAUAUAUACUAAUGCUUUAAUUUAAAGAGGAAGUGUCACCAAUUUUUAACAAAAAAUGUAUUUUAAAUUGUUCAGGCAAAGUCUGAACUGCAAAUUUGAAAAUAUAAAUUGUAAAUAGGUUCAGUUAUGAUAUACAGGUCACAAUACUCAUAUUAAACGAUUUUGAAUUUCCACACCCCACAUGUAUAAGACGACGUUUUCAUACAAAUUGACCUAAACUUGAAAAAAUGUCUGCCAACAAUUAACUGCAAGAUGUCAUUUACAAUCCAUCUCAAUCCUCGCCCAAUAUUGACCAUACAGACUUCUGUACAUGCUUUUUGUAUUUGUUAUUGUUUUAUGUUGUGUUUACAACCAUUCUUUUUAGGUUUUGUGCAAGAUUCCUAAAUAUUUGCGAGGGUCAAAAUCGGUGACACUCCCGUGACACUGCCCUGGUUUAAUAACUGCGAAAAUUAUUAAUAUCAAAUAAUUAUAGCUUCAUGAAAUAAGUAAGAUACGUGGACCGUUUACAUGUAUUGGUCACGUGACACCAUUUACCUUAAAACGAGCAGCUGUGUCAAAAUGAAUAGAAAUGUAAUAUUUUUCUAGGAAUAGUAUGGGAACAUUUUCUGGAUGGCAAGACUUGCCAUGUUCCCAUAUAAAUCUUAAGGAAAUUUCUAAUCUUAAGUUGAAUACCAACACUAAGGUGCUUUAUAAUUUUAUCGAGGCGCUCUUUUCAUUUCUGAAAUUCAUCUUGAAAAGACCUGUUGGCGCUAUGCAUAUAAGGCCAUAUACUUACACGAUACAAGAUCCGCUUGUUACAACAUCGAUUAAUAUAACAGUGACAGGGAUCUCUUGAAAUUACAAUUAUAUGAGAAAAUAAGGCGAAAGGUUCAUAACUGUCAAAGAGGAAAUUUUGUGGGCGACAUUACUCCUGACGGCAUGUGUUGAUUUAACCGUGAAUAAACGAAUCUAGUAUCGCGUUGCGCGGUCACUCUGAUAUGCAAAUAGACAGCUGUGAACUCGAUUUUGACUGGAAUAACGUUAGCAUAUAGGUAGAAACUAACUAUACAACAGCUACGCUAUUCGGCAGAACUUUACUUUUCUAUAGUCUGAUGAACAGUAGCCAGUCUGCGCGAUUGAUAGAUAGGAUUACGCGCAGGGACGAACAUAAUUCUGAAUGUAUUUAAUUGAAUUCAUGAUGCGUUUUUGGCAAUUUUUGGAAAGCACCAUUUAUCCGACAAACUUCAUUUGAUAGUACUUUUUCCAGUUUUUGAAAAUUCGCUACACCCAUGUCAUCCAAAUGUGGCAAAACUUUGUAUACUACUAAUUUGCAUUGUGCUUGUCCUCGUUAUUGAUUAUUUUACUGAAUGUUAUAACAUUUACUCUUGGUUCCAGUCCUCAUCAUCAAAGCUUUUUAAGUACUCAAUUAAUUGUGGCAUAUAUAUUCUUAAUAAUGUUCUAGCUCAAAAAGUUAAAAUUUAGGAACUGUGAAAGACUAUAGAGCGAAACGAAAAAAUUGCAUAUAUAAUUGUUCUUCAGGUACACAUGAAACGGUGCAAGCGUCUUCCACUGGAGUGCUUUAAUAAAUGUGGCAAGAAAGAUAUCGCAAGAGAAGAGGUAUGCUUCUAUACAUAACAUAGUUCCUUAAUCUGCCAGAAGAAAGCGAAUAUUAUUCUCCUCCUACGUUAUACGGGCACGUACCCUAACCCUACAAUGUAUAUCAGCUGUAGAACACACAAUUAAUUGUUGUUCAAACUACUUUUAGUAUGUCACUACUAAUGGAGUUAGCAAUGUUAUGUUUAAUUUUCAUAAAUAACAUGUUUCCAUGACUACCGAGCACAAGUCACUCUGAAGUUCUAGCUGUCAAGCAUUUCUGACCCAUGUAUCCAUACAAAAUACAAAACUCGAAAUUAAUUAAUAUAUAUAAUCAUCAGAGUUCAAUAAUCUAUAGUACAAUAACGACAUAUUUAGCUGCAUAUUUCUUUGACUGCCACUGCGUGGGUUUCCCACCCUUUUUCUCGUGCCCGCAAAUAUAUCACGCCCGCUAAUAUAAUUUACUAUACGAAAGCUAAUUGCCCGCCCACUGUACAUGCACCUGUUUGGGAAGGGCGGGUGGCACAUGCGUGAAAAAGUUAAACCCAGUUAGGGGUUGGAUGAUGCAAGGAGCGUCAGUUAUAUUACUUAUUUACGUCAUAUCAUAUCAUUUCUAUAGUUUCUAAUCUUAUGUGAUUAUAUGAAACACUGCCAUAAACAUUGCAAGAUUAAGUUCUUCAAAUAGAUCAUAGUUUUGCAUAUCCAAACAUAUACCCCUUGACAGUUUUAUAUUUUGGGAUUUAAUGUUCCAUCGGUAAACAAAGCCAAAAGGUCAUUUAACCAGAUCAACAAGCAAAUCUCGCCAAUCUACUUCCAUGCCAGAAUUUUAUGGCGAAAGCAAAAAUGCCAGGCAUGAUUUAAGGUUAUGGUGAAGGAUAUAUAGGUUAAGGCUAUAGCACUUAUAGCACUUCACCCUGCUCUUCUCGAUUUUUUUACCAAGGUCGUUUGAGAACAUUUGUUUUUAUAUAGAUGUCAGUUCAUCUCAAUACUUGCCCAAUGGCCACUCAUCCAUGUUCUUAUGUCGACGUUGGUUGCGACUACAAGGUAUUGCUUUUAUGAUAUAAUUGAGUUUUUCACAUGCAGCCCGGAUAUUUUAUUGCUGUUCCAGGGUCCACCAUUUUUUUUAGAAAAUUAUGAACUGCAAAUAUACUGUUAUUCAUGAUACUUCUUGUCAUGCAGAGUCACAACAUAGUGUCAUAUAACAAGAAGGAGAAUUCGUUACAAUGUACAAAUGGGAUAAAAUCCCUUUAGAAAUAAAACAUUCAUUAUAUACAAGACCGGGUAACUGUGUAAAUAUAUAGUCAUUCAACUUUCAGUUAAUUUCUAUAUAUACCACAGAAAACUAUUCUGAAUGUUUGACUAGUUGAAAGGAUAUACAAUCGAUUUAAAUUUAGGAAUUUUUCGAAUGUUGUUUUUAACAUGCAUUCAUGUUAGAUGAGGUUUUAUACAAGAAUGACAUUCGCAAAUAUUAUACAUGUACUUUGGACGUUUUAAUAUUCCUCUUCAAGAUGCAAGGAUGCUGUACCGUGGCUUAUAAACCACGGCAAUUGAUGGCAAUUCAAUCUUGAAAAUUUUUGCUAAGCUUCUUAAUUGUUCGUAUACUUUCAAAUGUAGUAAUUAGUAUUUAGUAAUUGUACUACUUUCAGUGUAGUAAUUAGUAAUCUAUGUUUAGUAUUGUAUCUCAUUUCGUCUGAUAAUUUUCAGUUUCAAAAACGUACAUCAUGACAUUACUUCAUCUGCCCCUUUCUCCGUCAGCCACAAUAUAGCCUCAAUAUUCAGUAUAUAUAUACGUUCAGCAUAUUCGUAUGAUUAGUGCAUUUUUAUUUUAACAAAUAUUGAUUAUAUUUUGUUUCGUAUUUCUUUAGGGGAAACGAGACAACUUGGAAGAACACUACAAAUCAUCGGUGCAAAAACACUUGGAGUUAGCGUGCUGCAAAAUUCGUGAAAACGAGAGCAGAACCGUGUGUAUAGAUGGCAAGUUCAUCUGGAAAAUCAACAACUACAGAAAACAGAUGGAUGAAUCGCUUGCAUCAGACGAGGAGACAGCGAUAUUCAGUCCAGUGUUCUACACCAGUCAAUAUGGAUACAAGUUAAAACUAAAGGCGUACCUAGACGGACGUGACCGUGGGAGAGGGACCCACCUCUCCUUGUAUAUUAUUAUUAUGAAAGGAGAUUAUGACGCUCUUCUCGACUGGCCGUACAAUAUGAAAGUGACAUUCUACUUAUUAGAUCAAAGUGAAAGACGUCAACAUCGCUCGCAUACUUUAAGUCCAAACCUCUCACUGCCAAACAUCAAGGUAGUCUUCAACAGACCAAUAGGGAAAGAGAAUCUCGGAAUAGGCAACCCAUGUUUUGUUCCACACGAGCUCCUGGACUCCGGUGGUUUUGUGCAAGAUGAUACCAUCUUUAUAAAAGUCGCCUUAAGUUCAUCGACAAACCUUGACUGACGAUCAAUACUGUUGUCCCGUGGGUGAAGUCCAAGCCCGAACACCAUAUAUGGAGUACCCUAUAAAAGACCGACGAUUUUUGUUAUUUCUGAGCCUGAUUCUUUGUGCAUGCAAAGUUAAAUACUGUUUUUUGUAUGCAUAUAAAAUAUAUACUGAAUGGUAUAUACUGAGUUUGGCAACCGACAAUGGCAACGGCAGAAACUGACAAAUUAUAAAAUUAUGUAUAUUUUUCUGUGCGAGCCAAAGCAAACAUUACUAAGCUUGAUUUGCUUCUUUAAAGUACUAGCAAUAGUCAGUAAAUUCACAUAUAAAACACCCCACAAGAUUUCAAACGUUCUAUAUAACUGUCAGUGACUCGUGGUUAUGAAACAUCUACUAAACUCAGAACCGUGGUUAUUAUACAUCUACUAAACUCAGAACCGUACAGCGUACAGCUAUUUCAAUUAAGGUUAAUGUCGCCGAGCAAAGCGGAAAAGUCGAAUACGAGCGCAAAAGGCUGCUGGGAAUUGCUAAAAAAUUCAUUAAUUUUUUAGCGAUUCCCAACAGCCUUUCGCGCUCGUAUUCGACUUGUCCACUUUGCUCGGGGACAACCUUAAUUGAAAUAGCUGUAUACAAUUUGUCGCCUUCGAUGAACAUGUCUUCAUUGCCAUUGGAGUUGCUGUAUUAUUUGCCAAACUCACUAGUAGUACAAACUUGAGAUGUUUGCGAGGUAGAUGGCGUCGUGUAGGCGGCGUCGCUCGGUCAUAUUACCAUGCAUGGAAUGAUAAAUAGACUGUAGUGACCUCAAUGUAAUUUGACUCGAACUUCGUACAUGUGGAAAUACACCUGCGUUAAUGUGUUAGCAACUAUCUCUUCUUGUUAAGAGUUAAAUUUGCAGAAAUAAUUAUAAUUCUUCGUAUAGGUCUAUACAACAGGGGCUUAGGUCAAUAAAUAUUAAGGGCGCUCAGUACAGAAAAAACAUUUGCGCUGCUAAAUACAUAUUUUAUAAUAAGCAAGAAAAGGUAAGGCAAAAGUCGAAAAUGCAAGAAGGAUUUAAAUAAUAGUCCAAAACGCAAGAUAUGUGCAAGGUUUCGAUAAAUUUUAUAAAACAAGUCAUGCAGCUGACUGACGGAUAUAGCGUAGACUCACAAAUUAUAAUGAAAAAAUUAAGCAAUGCAUGUAUGCAUGUAUUUUGAAAGAAUUAAGGAGAGGUCCUAACAAAAAGGUAAUACUAAUACUAUAGAAGACUCUAAAAAUGCCAUUUCGGACAAUUUGAAGACAACAAAUUAAUUUCCAAAAAUGUUCCGCUCGGCGCCAACCAUCG